AUGCACCAAACCAUCCCCGGAGACGAAGUCUACGGACCCGGAACCUACAUCGAUCAAACCGUCCUCCCCGUACCAGAAGAUACCCGCCGUGUCUUCGAGUUCCUCGCCUCCAAAACCCCCGGCUUCACCCAAGAUCCCGCACUAUGGAACACCGUCAAGUUCAAAGGCCGACCUGAUCCCAUGGUUCCGGGCCCAAUGAAGUCCCCCGUGGUAACAGCAGCUCUACACGCCAUGUGCGGAGUAGUUGCCAACGAGCUUCUCGAGCUCCGGGACAACAAGCCAGCGAAACAAGCAUGCGUCACUGUGGACACAGACCAUGCGGGAAUCUGGCUCGCAUCGACAUUCACCGCAUUCGUCAACGGGAAAGAUAUUUCCGAGCUUGUUCGGGCCCGCGAACUGGCUGGGAUCUUCGAUAGGGAUUUCGAGAAGGGAUUCGGCGUUGGACCAUUGGCUGGUCGGGCAACGGCUCUGUAUCCGACUAAAGAUUCCAGUGUGUGGUACCAGCUUCAUGGAUCGUUGGAUGCGGAUAAGACGCUCUGCUCUAUGGGUAUUGAUAUCCAUGUUCCCUUGAAGAAUUUCGCAGAGGGAUACGAGUAUAUCCGUGAGCAUGUGCAGAAGUGGAGUCCUGAUGAGUUGGAGAUGCAUAAUAUCAAGAACGGCCUUUGUGGUAGUAUCUGCUACUCGCCGGAGGGUUGGAGGAAGACGGAGAUGGGGAAGCGUCUCGCAGAGUAUCCUCUCGUCAACUAUACGCAUGAGUCGUAUGCUCAGUCGACUGCGCCAACACCUUUGACGCAAUUGCCUGAUCGUCGUCCGUUGGCUGGGAUUAAGGUCGUGGAGAUGGUACGGAUCAUUGCUGGUCCCACUGUUGGUGUGACUUUGGCGUCUUUCGGAGCCGAUGUGAUCCGUGUGAAUUGCAGCAAACUGGCUGAUUUGAAUGUUCUUCAAUUGACUCUCAAUGCGGGAAAACGAACCAUCGAUCUUGACAUCACAAAUGAACAGGAUAUGGCCCGACUCAAGGAACUUGUGGGAGAGGCGGAUGUCUUUGUGCAAGGUUUCCGCUAUGGGUCACUGGACCGGAAGGGUCUCGGUCUCCAGAGCAUGCUCGACAUGGCAGCGAAUAGAAACAAGGGCAUUGUUUACGUCGACGAAAACUGCUACGGUCCAUCAGGCCCAUUCGCCGAAAGACCCGGCUGGCAGCAAAUUGGAGAUGCCGCAUCGGGUGUCUCAUAUGUGAUGGGUCGAUCAUUGGGAUUCGACGAAGGGACUAGUGUUCUUCCCCCACUACCGAUCUCCGAUAUGACCACAGGCGUGGUUGGUGCUUUGGCUACCAUGCUGGCUAUCAGAGACCGGGCUCAGAAGGGAGGUUCGUAUCACGUAGUUAGCUCGCUUGUAGCAGCAGAUACGGUUCUGCUCGACGCUGAAAUUGGUCUGUAUCCCGUUGAUGUGGUGCAGAAGACAGCCGAUACGUUCAAGUUUGAGCCCUCUACUCCUGAUCAGUUCGUUGCGGAGAUUAUGCUCCAGAUUCUCGAUGGCUGGAAGCGAGUGUUCCCAGAAUAUCUUGAGCAGCAAUCUCCAUUCAUGAUGAGCUUCCAGGAGACCCCAUGGGGUCAAAUGGAUAUGCUGAAGCCUGUGGCCAGGCUCAGUGAUGAGGAUGCCAGUCCUAUUUGGACAACACCCCCUGUACCAAAUUGUCACCAUGACCAGGGCCUCAUUUGGAGGUGA
Molecule: messenger RNA, 1722 nt
Organism: Penicillium salamii
Lineage: Eukaryota; Fungi; Ascomycota; Eurotiomycetes; Eurotiales; Aspergillaceae
Source: the annotation of a GenBank genome assembly